Caenorhabditis sp. 36 PRJEB53466 is the source of this 442-nucleotide messenger RNA. NCBI's taxonomy places the organism in Eukaryota, Metazoa, Nematoda, Chromadorea, Rhabditida, Rhabditidae. The record is from the annotation of a GenBank genome assembly.
AUGAACAAAUCCCAUCACAACUAUAUGCACUGCCACUCCAUCCUCGCCCUCUUCGCUCUUGUCUAUGGUGCAUCGGCCCAAUGCUUCGGCGGCGGUGGCGGCUGCUUCCUUCCACCACCGCCAUGUUCCGGAUGUGGAUGUGGAAAUGAGUGCGGACCACAAGUGACGCUCGUCCAGAUUCCGAGCAACAACGGAUGCUCGUGCUCGCCGUGCUUCCAACCGAUCUGCCCGCCGAGAUGCAACUCGUGCCCGCCGCCUCCGAUUAUCAUCGGGCUGAGCUCCUGCUGCAACGAUAAUAGUGAGUUUUCAUUGAAAUUUGUUUGCAUAGACCAUAUUUGCAAAUGUUGCAGACUUCUCGUGCUGUGGAUUCCGUCAUCGCCGUCAUCUAAAGGCCAAAGAGACUAUUGAGGCCGUGUCGAACGCUACGAAGAUUCAAGAAUGA